Messenger RNA from Homalodisca vitripennis (glassy-winged sharpshooter), 1220 nucleotides. RefSeq names its product spidroin-1-like. The transcript has a single exon. Lineage: Eukaryota; Metazoa; Arthropoda; Insecta; Hemiptera; Cicadellidae. The record is from RefSeq and is a predicted model, not a curated record. The annotation marks the transcript as partial.
AUGCAGGGGCCGGAGAGGCAGCGGGGUAUCAGUCAGGAGAGGAGGGCAGAGAGGCAGCAGGGCAGGGGCAGGGAGGGGAGGGGAGGCAGGGAGCAGGGCAGAGCAGAGAGUAGCCAGAGGACAGAGGAGGGGGCAGCAAGGGGCAGGGUGCAAGGGGGCAGGCGGGGGGCAGACAGGAAGGCAGGGCAGGGGGGGGAGCAUGGGGCAGAAGGGGGGACGAGUGAGGCAGCAAAGGCAGAGGGGCAGGGGGGGGGAGGGGGUCAGGGGAGGGGAGAAGCAGGGAGGAUGGCCAGGGAGAGAGCAGAUGGGAAGGGCAGGACAGGGGGGCAGGGACAGCAGGGGAGUGCAGCAAUGGGGAGGCAGAGCCAGGAGGCAUGGGGACAGGGAGGGCAGGCAAGGGAGGGAGGAAGCAGCAGGGAGCAGAGCAGCAGGCAAGACACAGAGGAGUCAGGGCAGGGAGCAGAGCAGCAGGGACAAGGCAGAGGGAGAGGAGGGGCAAGAUCAAGGAGAGCAAGGAGACAGGGUCACAGAGCAAGGGUGGGAGUAGACAGAGGGGGAGAGCAGGAAUCAGGAAGCAGCAGGAAGCAGCAGGGCAGAGCAGAGGGAGAGGCAGCAGAAGGGAGACAGAAGGCAGGGACAGAGAGCAGGGGAGCAGAGAGGAGUAGAGCAAGGCAGAGACAGAGAGGAGAGAGCAGACAGAGCCAGGACAGGAGGGGGGAAGAGGAAGAGCAGGGGGGGGAGGCAGGAGGGUCAGGAGGCAGAGGCAGGAGGGGGCAGCAGAGGAGCAAGGGGAGGGCAGAGAGCAGCAGGAGCAGCAGGAGGCAGGGGGGAGCAGGGCAGGGGGCAGGGGGGGGGAGCAAAGAGCAAAAGCAGCACACACAGCAGGGGCAGGCAAGGCAGGAGACAGGGACAAGGUGGUCAGCAGAGGCAGCAGCAGGCAUCAGGGAAGCAGGCAAAGGGAGGGGGCAUGGAGUACAGAGAAUCAGAGAGGCAGAGGCAGGGAAGGCAGGCAAGCAGGUCAGGGCCACAGUGCAGAGCAGAGGGAUGCAGCAGGCAGCAAUCAGAGCAGGCGAGACAGGAUUUCAGGAGAGGCAAGGGGGAGAAGCAGGAGGGAGAUCAGGAGGUAGCAGGUCAGGAAAAGCAGGGAGUCAGGAGGAGAGCAGGAAAGAGGCAAGGGGCAGGAAGGGGAGCAGGCCAGCAGCCAGAGCAGGAGGGGCAAG